GGUGCCAAUGCUGGGAGGAGCGCGCCGGCAGCCUGGAGGCACAGAUGCGGCGGCUGGAGGAGGAGCGCGCCCGCGCAGGCCCUCGGCCGCGCGGAGAAGCGCGCGGCCGAGCUGCGCAUCUCCGCCGGCUGCAAGGGCGAGGAGUUCGAGGCCGCCCGGAAGGCCGUCGUCGACGCCGAGGCCCGCGCCGCGCGCGCCGAGGAGAGGGCCAUCCUCGCGGUGAGCAACCUUGAAGAGGUGAGGCGGGCGUCGAACGAGGGCACCUCCAGAGCCGAGGCGCACGCCAGAGAGCUCGAGGAGCAGCUGCGCGCCGCCCGGCACGAGCUGGCCGCCCGCGCGGCCGCGGAGGGCUCGGCCGUGGCGGCGGAGCGGGAGGCGGCCGCCCAGGCGCUGCGCCAGGCGGCGCUUCGGGAGGAGGGGCUGCGCGGCGAGAGCGACGAGACCCAGCGGCAGCUGGAGGGCCUGCAGUCGCAGCUCUCGGCGGCUCGCCACGAGCUCGCGCGGCACUCGUCGGCGCUGGACGCUGCGAGGCAGGAGCUGGCCAUCCACCGCAUGGAGGCGGCCACCCGCGAGACGGAGCUGCAGGGAAGCUCCGGCAGGCCCUGAAGGCCGGCGGGACCUCACCGUGGAGCUCCGGCGCGAGUCGCGCCGCGCGAACGCUGCGGAGGAGGCCUACAGGAUUGAGAUCGAGGGGGCCGCGGAGAAGGUCGCCGCGGCGGCGGCCCUGGAGGCG
Prorocentrum cordatum is the source of this 733-nucleotide messenger RNA. Lineage: Eukaryota; Dinophyceae; Prorocentrales; Prorocentraceae. The record is from the annotation of a GenBank genome assembly.